Molecule: messenger RNA, 324 nt
Organism: Bactrocera neohumeralis
Lineage: Eukaryota; Metazoa; Arthropoda; Insecta; Diptera; Tephritidae
Product: cuticle protein 38-like
Exons: 2
Coding region: 1-324 (107 amino acids)
Source: RefSeq, a predicted model, not a curated record
AUGUUGAAAUACGCCGUCGUUCUCUUCGCUCUGAUCGCUUGCGCCGCCGCCAAGCCCGGUCUGCUUGCUGCCGCUCCAUUGACCUAUGCUGCUCCCGCCGCCGUCAUUGCUGCUCCAGCUCCAGUGGUGACUGCCACCAGCAGCCAAGUGAUCGCUCGCAACUACAAUGGCAUCGCCGCUGCUCCAAUUGUCGCCGCCGCUCCCGUGGCCGCCCCUCUGGUUGCGCGUUAUGCUGCUGCCCCAGUUGUAGCCCGUUACGCGGCUGCUGCUCCUCUCGCCACUCCUCUUGCUGCCCACUAUGCCGCUGCUCCACUCUUGUGGUAA